ACGCAGUCCGUCCAUUGCCCACUCCCUGUUUUAAUAUCGCAAGUUUAAGAUAGCAAAUCGAAAUAUAACGUAAAAUCUCGACCAUGGCAAAUAAGAUUAAGGUGGGAAUAAUAUGUGGCUCAGGUUUGGGUGAGACCCUGAGCAAAACGUUCAAUUGUAGCAGCACCACGAGUCGCGAGAAUGCAAAGAAUGAUUUUGGAUAUCCAUCCAGUAAUCUUUACCACGGAUGCAUUGAUGGAAUAAACAUAGUGCUGCUGGCCCGACAUGGCGCAGGGCACAUAUUUAGCCCUACUGGAGUUAAUUAUCGUGCUAAUAUAGAAGCAUUGCGGUGUGCUGGAUGCACCCACAUAUUGGCGUCCACCGCAUGUGGAUCGUUGACAGAGUCUAUCGGUAGGGGACAGUUGGUUGUGCCUGAUAGCUUCAUAGAUAGAACCAAUUCCAGAAAAGGUACAUUCUACGACGGUUCAUCUGCCAAGUACAGCGGGGUAUGCCAUAUGCCAAUGCAGCCUGCAUUUGAUCCGCGUACGUCGGAGAUCUUGUUGCAAGCAGCAAAAAAGUUAGGAUACAACGUAAGAAAGGGUGGAACGGUAAUAACUAUCGAAGGACCGCGCUUUUCCUCUAAAGCAGAGAGUAAUGCUUUGCGUCUGUGGGGUGGACAUUUGGUCAACAUGACUAUAUGCCCAGAGGUGUUUCUAGCGAAAGAAGCCGGUCUUUUGUAUGCAGCUGUAGCAAUGGCGACUGAUUACGAUUGUUGGAGGGAAAGCGAAGAUCAUGUUCAUGCAGCCGACGUAUUAGUUGUGUUCAGGCAAAAUGUUGAUAAGAUAACGAAUGUGUUACUAGAGGCAGUGAAAAUUAUUGGCUGUGGAGAUUGGGAGCAGGAUAUUCUUAAAUUAAAGGAGUUAAUUGAGAGCAGCAAUGUGACUGCAAAGAAAUAAAGCUUCUACUUUCAGAGUGGAAUGAAGAAACUAUGCCUAUAUAUAGAAUUAUAAAAACAAUGUCAAAACUGUGUAUAUAAGAUAUAUAGAAUUUCACAAGUUUUAUGAAAUUUCCACACAUUCCACAAAUGGAAAUUUUGAUGUCAUUUAUAUACAGGGUCUCCCAUUUUAACUUGGACAGUAAAAUAUCUCAAAAACUAAGCCCAACAAACUUUCAGACGAAAGUUGUUUAGCUUCGAGAGGAACAUAAGAUGAUGUCAUUAAUUUGGCCUUGAAUAGUUGCUUGAAGGUCAAGUGAAGGUCACUUUCAAUUUUUUUAAUGGAACCCCCUAUUGUU
Vollenhovia emeryi is the source of this 1272-nucleotide messenger RNA. Its product is annotated as S-methyl-5'-thioadenosine phosphorylase-like. The record is from RefSeq and is a predicted model, not a curated record. Gene Ontology annotation, molecular function: S-methyl-5-thioadenosine phosphorylase activity. The coding region runs from base 84 to 935 and encodes 283 amino acids. Gene Ontology annotation, cellular component: cytosol. NCBI's taxonomy places the organism in Eukaryota, Metazoa, Arthropoda, Insecta, Hymenoptera, Formicidae. Gene Ontology annotation, biological process: nucleoside metabolic process. The transcript has 6 exons.